AUGGAGCAGUUAAUGAAAUUGAAAUUAAGUGGUGACAUUCCGUGUUUGUCUUCGAUUCCUCUGGGGACAUUUCACAAUAACAAAUAUUAUAUCGGCGACGAAUGUCUGACUCAUCUUGAAGAAAUUAACCCGGAUGAAAUAUUUAAUUUCCCAGCGCUAUCAUUAUUAUUGCAGGAUCUAAUUCCUAUUCUGACGAUCAGUAAGGAUCAGACCGACAUAUUUUAUUCAACAAUAAAAUUGUUAGUUGAACUUACUACACCCGUCGAGUGCUUGGUCUCCGUCAAUCCGUCCAACCGCAUUAGUCCAUCGCAGCACAUCGCCAUCCACGAACUGACCCAACUCCUCUAUGGUGCUAAAGAAUCCUUUCUGGAUGGCAAAACAACUCAAGUUAUUCUCAAUCAUCUUCUCCUUAUCUCACAAAAGCAAUCAUUGUCUAGCGAAGAUUGCGAGUUGGUAAAUCAUUCCCUAUUGCUGAUACGCAAUAUCCUGCACGCUCCUGAACGCCAAUGUCAAAUAGCAGUAGGAGAAUGCCAAGUUUCAUCUACUACCUCAACACAGCAGCAGCAGAAUCGAAUUCUUUGGAACUUGUACGCCCAGGGACUGAGUCACCUCCUCAUCAACUUGCUCGGCUGUUCGCAGGCUACGGUAAAACACUAUUACUUCUCUAUUGACUUGCUUGCUGCUGGCUGUUUGCCUUGCAUAUUUAAACAGCAAUCGACAAAGGCUUUUUACUAUCUCUCGCUUCGUCUAUUUACAAAAACGGAUUUCAAUUUACUGAGAAUUUAUUUCGCAUUUGUUUCCACGAAUACCAUGCGAAUAUUUCCAACUGAGAUUUUAGAGUUGGAAAACUGGUUAAAUUCUUCACAGGAAAAAUGGUCAGUGACGAUCGUACAGCUGAUUUCGCUUUUCUAUAAAGAUAGACCCGUUGAAACUAUCCAAAACAUGUUGAGAGAUGACAUCCAUUCGUCCGAGUCCUCAGAAGAUGAUGGACAAAGUCAAUUCAGUAAACAGAAUCUUGAGAACAAUCAAAAUGGAAAUCCAAAUCGAAUCAAUUUUUACCUCAGAUCAAUCACGUCGAUCCAGUCAAGAAAGGCUGUAGUAAUAGAACCUUUCAUGUCGAUAUUCCAACCGAGCAUCCAGCCAAUCAUGUACCGCCCACGGACGAAUCAUUGGAAAGUGGUUCAAGCUUGUUGCCUCCUGUUUUAUUUCAAUCCAGCGCCGACAACGGAAUUAAAAGAAAUGAAUUAUCUAUUACAAAGGAAUAUAAAAGGUGACACAAAAAUUAAGGAAAUUCCGGAAAAAGAGCAGAGCCGGAAGAAGUUUACCGAAUGCAACGUGGAAAUGGAUCAACGCUUUAAAUUAUUUCAAUAUCAACCAACAGAAAAAGAUAUUGCUCAGCUAGUGAAAGAAUUUACUGUCGAUUUCCUGCUCAACGGCUACAACACUCUGGUGAAGCAACUGCAUCAACAGUUACUCAAACAAGGUGAAACUUACCUGCUCUGGGACAAAUCUCAUUUUUGCUGGCUCAUCUGCUACUUUUUGCCCAUCGCUGUUCAAUUAGAAACGAGUGUGGAACACUUGAAAGACGUCUUAACUAUUGAUCUCUUGUGUUAUCUGACGUGGGAAGCUGUUUGUCAGACGGAAGAACUAGAAAUUUACACGUUCCAACCGACAGUUGAUUUGAAGCCGUGCGUAAGGCGUCUACAUCUGAGCGUGAUGGCCAUUCGUGAGUACGUGCAAACUUUGGAGAGUUAUUUCCGUCUUGCUUCGGGGUCGAAUAGAAAUGAGCCAGGCCUCCUCACAGGCAGCGAAGAUUUGAUUACUCGACUGAGUGGUUACGUGCCAGCCAUUCGGGACCUCCGUCAACUCUUUUUGCUCCAACUCCGUCAAUUCGAUCCUGUCGUUCAAAGUCGGCGUUAUCUACUCGAUGUCAUCGCGACCAAUCACAUCUUAUUGCUUGCGCUCGAACGGUCCACUGGGCAAUCAUCACGCGGGAGUUUUAAUAUUAGCCAACACUUGACUCAAUUCUGUUCGGAAAUAAUAGUCGAUCGAUACGGCACGGCUCUCGAGGAUUUCAAGACCAACGGCCCAUUCGUCAACGAUUGCAUUUUGACGAUUUUGCAUCACAUCGCGGGCGAUUUGGGCCGGGCCGACCUUUUGUGCCGGCCCGUCAUUCUUCGUCCAUUCAGCAAAAUCUGGAAAGAGGAAUUCAAUAUGUGUGACGAUUGGAAUGAUCUGAUUGAAUUGACUAUUCAAAAAUCAAUGCGGAGUUUUCAGAAAAGCGUUCGCUCAAUCAAGGAAACAUCACGCAGCAGCCCAAAUGAACCGCUAGAGAUCAAAGUUUCCGCUUCCCAUUUGACAGACACCCUCCCACUAAAAUGUUCGGAUAAGAUAAAAAUAGAAGAAUCGACUGAAACAAAUCAAUUGUCGUACGAAGUACCUGACACCAACAUUAAAUCACUUUUGAUUCAACUCAAGGAUUCUGGAUUUCAGAAACAACUGGACUGGAUCCAGUCUUCAUUAUUAUCAGCCUGUGCUGUUCGAUUGGGGAUUUACUCCGGCCAAGAAUUCCGCCACCCCAUAUAUACCCUGAGUUUUCAAAUGAAUUUGUCCUGCCCUUUGGUUCCCUGGACGGAGGUGGAAGCAUCCGCCCUGCGUUCAGAACUCUUCCUCAAUCUCCUAUUUCGUAUUGGCCUCAUUCCUCCAUCCCCUCAGGCUGUUCUGUACCCUCGUAUCCCGCGUGAAUGGUCCCCGGACACUUUGUACAGUGUCGCCCUCCUUUUCGGACCCAUCGACCAGAAGAGGAUCGAUUUCGAUUUAACUCGAGUCAAGAAAAUUGAACUAGACUUCCCCUAUUUACCUAUCAAUGAACUCGGAGACGAUAAGUUUUCUUUUCGUUAUUCAACCCACAGUGAAUUCCCUUUCUGUGAUACUUGUUAUUCGUACAAUUCGGUCCAAAUGAAGCCCUUGUCAGCAGAUCCCUAUCAGCCCUAUGUAAAAGAAUCCUUUGAGUCUCGGUUACUUUCAGAAAAGAUUACUAGUCCUAUCAGCAUCAGCGAUCUUCAUCCUUUCGACAGUAUCAGUACAAGCAGCUCGCUACAAGUUCACAAAUGCGAGUCGACAGAUGGCGAAGAGGAAACGGAAAAAUGCGGUUGAUUGGGUUAACGGAUUGGCAAUUCUGAAUGAGCUUGUCUUUUGGAAUCUAAUGUAUGGUCGUCGAUUGCUUUUUUGAAAACGUCAGGUGCCUGAUGUUUCAUCAAUUAUUACUGUAAUUCAAUUUGAUGUACGUAAAAACAUAUCCUGUUUUCAGAUGAUACACAAAAUCUGAAUAGUAAUUAGAAGGAACCACAUGGUAUGUGAUCAACUUCAAACCAUAGGAAUUUUUCAAACAUGGAGAUCCCUGACAUGAGGAAUGCACUUUCAAACAUGAAUGAAGCCAUAGGAUCUCACGAGCCUAAACCCAUAAUUAAGAAUGAGACCGCAAUUGCGAUCAAUAACCAAGAAGAAAAGCCUUGUGUCGAUAGUUUCUCUCCAAACCGAUAAUCCUAAUCUAUUUGGAAAUUAUUUUACGUGCCAAAUGUUA
Molecule: messenger RNA, 3583 nt
Organism: Daphnia pulicaria
Lineage: Eukaryota; Metazoa; Arthropoda; Branchiopoda; Diplostraca; Daphniidae
Product: protein timeless-like
Exons: 12
Coding region: 1-3156 (1051 amino acids)
Biological process (GO): replication fork arrest; DNA replication checkpoint signaling; DNA repair
Cellular component (GO): replication fork protection complex
Molecular function (GO): DNA binding
Source: RefSeq, a predicted model, not a curated record